CUGAGAGCCGAUCUAUAAUUGGUCACACAUAUACCGUUUACACAGCGCUGGCUCGACAAUAUAAAGGACAACCUCGUUGCAGACGUGUUGCUUCGAGGCCUUUUGUACCACCUCAUUGAUACCACUCAAGUCUAAGUUCCCCAGCCUUUCGUACCUCAAGCUCCUUCUGUUCAACAGACUAUGUUAGACCCACUGCUCUCCAAAGACCGAAUAGUUAACGAGGCAGGCCUCAGAGCCGCCUUGCAUCAUCUGGACGCAAUCUCAAGUUCAGGAGCAACCGCAUUACAAGCCACAGUUGAACAUAUGUUGUCAUCACCCCAUGUUUUUGCAUAUAUCUUUUCUGUUUGGGAUCGCCGCGAGGCAAUGAUAUCACAGAUCAUAACAGACUUUCCAACGAACUCUCAAGAAUAUUCAGCAUCCAUUGCGAAGAAGCUGCUAGACAGUCUUUCUAUGUACUUUUUAGCUUUUCCAGUCGAAUCUCUAGCGAUGGAUGUUUCAAGGGACAUCAGCCGCCACAGAGGCUUCGUCGAGGGCGCUUUACCCGUACUUUGCGCGUUGAGCACCAUGUCAUUUGCUGGUGCAGGAUCAUUUGAAGACGAAAUAGAUCCCUUCGACAUCGAAUCUGAUGAUGGAUUCGUCAAGAAGAAAGUUACUCAGAAAAUGCGCAAGCGUAAUCGCCUGAAAGCUCAUACGGCUAUCGACGCGUCGCUCUUUGUGAGGCUCGGAGUUGUUGUGCCUCUCACGAGCGAGGCUGCCGCGUCAUUGACUAGUUACAUUCUCGCGGAGCUGAGAAAUGCUCUCUCGUUCUACCUCUCGCUUCUGCGGACGACGGAAUUGGCAGGCGACAUCAAAGCCUUACUCCUCCCAAACGUGGGAGAUUCUGCCCAAGAUGCGGCGCCUGAGAUUUCGUCAACCGAGGAUGUCGAGAGCCCGAUAAUCCGACCCAAUGCGUACCCAAUGGUACAGCCUAUGAAGGCUGCGCUUUACUUCGAGAACGCGGACGGCUUCGGAGAGUGGCGAAUCCUCAUAUCUACGGAAGCCUACAAGAAUUUGCGUGAAUUCCGUAGAGCAGAUGAGAAGAUAUUCAAGAUCAUUGUUAAGAAGAUCAAACAACUAUCGAAUGGCCAUUUCUCGGAUGAUAAUCACAAGCGACUUAAUGGGCCAGAUGCAGGCAUACCUAUCCACGAGGCCAAGAUGACAAGGGACCUACGAUUAGUAUACCAGAUCGAUUGUGUCCCUGACCAAGAUGGACAGUCCGAAAGACAAGUAAUCAAGGUAUACGGCAUUUAUACGCAUGCUCAGCUCGGCAGAAUAUGGGAUGCCUUGGGUUGCCAUCUCGCACGCAAGGGCAGAGAAUAUCGUAGAAGGUGUAUCUUUCGGAACAGACCAGCCCUGUCUAAUGACAGCGUGAUUCUUCCUGCAUCAUUCCCACCAGCUGAACCCGAGUCAGAAUGCUCAGGAAGCCCACUCGAUCUGAGUGAUAAGGACAUGGAUCGCCUUCACUCUUUACUUGUUUUGGAGAAAUAUGUCACGUUCUCCCAAGCGUUCCUGCGUAGUCUCAUCGCAAACCAAGACGUGCAGCACGUCUUCAUACUGACACCUCAAGAACAAAAAAUUGUGGAGUGCACCACGUCAUGUUACGUCUUGGGCCGCAGCGGCACGGGAAAAACCACGACCAUGCUGUUUAAGAUUCUCGGUAUCCAGCGAGCUUGGGAGAUGAGUGCCGUUGAAUUACCGAAGCCGCGUCAAAUCUUCGUCACCAAAUCCAGAGUGCUCGCCACGAAAGUGGAAGAGUAUUUCACGAAGCUUCUCGAAUCUCUGGCAUUAGCGGGCUACACUCUGGAGGAACUUGCAAAAAUGAAAGCACAAAGUGUUCAGGAGGGCCUUGUUGAUCUCGACGAUUUGCCCGAAUCACAGAUGAAUAUACCCAUGAAAUACAGCGAACUUGAGGAUAAACACUUUCCUCUUUUUGUGACUUUCGAUCGACUGGCAAAGAUGGUCGCGGCAGAUAUCUUAAGUAAGGAUGUCUCCGAAACAAGAGAUAGUGCAGGUCUUUUCUUCAAUGUUGACGAUGCUGAGGCGCAUGACUGUUUUGUCACCUAUGACGUAUUUGCAAAUCAAUAUUGGCCUCAUUUUCCGCAGAAUCUCACUAAGAGUCUAAACCCGUGGUUGGUUUUCAGCGAAUUCAUGGGGAUCGUCAAAGGCUCCGAACACGCCCUGACCUGUCCUGAAGGAGUUCUCGAUCGCCCAAACUACCUUCGUCUUCCUCAUCGUUCUAACCCAAAUUUUGCCAAUCAGAGGGGAAUUUUGUAUGACAUCUUUGAGCAUUAUACGAAAAUGAAGAGGCAGCGACGUCAUCAUGAUAUUGCAGACCGUACGCAUGCAAUACUCAAGGUCUUGCGGAGCCAGAAGUUCCCUGGCCAGCAGAUCGAUUAUUUGUAUGUCGACGAAGCGCAAGACAACCUUCUGAUCGACGCACUCUUUUUGAGGCAGUUAUGCAGGAAUCCGGACGGUUUGUUCUGGGCUGGGGACACCGCACAGACAAUAUCUGCAGGAAGUUCCUUCAGGUUUGAUGAUCUGAAAGCGUUUCUCUACCGUGUGGAGCAGCAAAAUACCACGGUCAAUUCCGCUGGUGCAUGUCUUCAUCAGCCUAUGAUGUUUCAAUUGGCGAUCAACUACAGAUCACACGGUGGAAUAGUCAACUGCGCGCAUUCUGUGAUCGAACUUAUCACAAAAUUUUGGCCCAACACAAUCGAUAACCUUCGGCCAGAACAGGGGGUGGUUGAUGGGCUGAAGCCUGUAUUUUUUACUGGUUGGGAUAAAGACACUGUUCGUUAUGAACAGUUCUUGUUCGGGGCGAGUGGUAGUCACAUUGAAUUCGGAGCGCAGCAAUGCAUUCUCGUGCGUGACGAAGCAGCACGUCAAAAGUUGCGAGAACAAGUUGGUGAAAUUGGACUGAUUAUGACGCUUUACGAGAGCAAAGGCCUGGAAUUCAAUGAUGUACUGUUGUAUAACUUUUUCGAGGAUUCUGUUGUAGAUCUGUCACGAUGGCGCAUAGUGCUCAAUGGGGUAGACGGUGAAGGACAUGCACCGAACUUCGAUCGUGACGAGGCGCGAUAUGCUGGGGUUUGUAGCGAGCUCAAACUUCUUUAUGUGGGAAUCACUCGAGCAAGGAAAAACAUGUGGAUCGUUGACAAGUCUGAUAGAUCAGACCCGAUGCGUAUAUUCUGGACUUCUCGCGAUCAGGUCCAGAACUGUACCCCGGGCACUGAUGUCCCUCAUCUAGCCGUCUCCUCGACUCCAGAAGAAUGGGCCUCCUUCGGGCGCUCGCUAUUCUCGCACAAGCGCUACUCGCAGGCUAUCCACUGCUUCGAACGUGCUAACCUUCGUCGUGAGGUGAAGGUUUGUGAAGCAUAUCAACUGCGAGAAGUCGCACGUUCUAGGGUCGGAGUGGCCUUACUCAGCGACCAAAAAAGAGCUUUUAACGCGGCUGCCGACGCCUUCACUGAUUGUGGUGCGACCGCGACAGGAAGUCAGAAGCUUCAAUAUUAUCGUAACUCGGCGGAAUGCUAUGUUCGAGCAGGAGAUGAUCUUAAAGCUGCCGAGGCCUAUCUCAAUGCUCAAGAGUUUGAGCAAGCAGCGAAGAAAUAUCGCAAGGCUGGACGGUUUGACAAGACCCUGCGUGUCCUUGAUGAUCAUGGCACGAUUAUCCCUGAAGAAACUACGACGGAGUUAUGGACUGUAUGCAGAUUGUUUUACUGCAGCAGGAACAACACCAAAGCUCCCUUGCCUCUCUUCUCGACAUUCGAUGAGGAACUCGAAUUCCUGGAGGACUAUGAUCUUGAUUUUGCUCGUGCCUCUCUGCUUGAAUCUCACUCAAGGUACUAUGAGGCCGCAGAACUUCACUUGUCAGAGAAUAGGCCCUUGGAAGCUGUUCGGGCAUUCAUCAAGGACAAUGGCAACGCCAAUUCUACUGCUCGUGCGGCUGACACUAUAUUGGAAUACUUCUGGCGCAAAUGCUCCUUUAGAAUCACUGCAAAAACACUUGCUGACGAGUCAAUGUCGCAUUUCAUCGCUCUUGCUGAUCAGCUGGACGCGAGCAGACUAGCGCCUGCAACUCGAGACCUAAUAUCAAUGUUCCAGAUCAUCUUGCGCGGAAAUCAUGAGCCAUUAAGAAGUCUUGCGCUCAACUUCCAUCAACAUAAUAACCAGCCAGCGGUUCUCCUUUGCCUGGACCACAUAUUCUCUCGAACCACAGAUAUUCGAACUUUUGCGGUUGAUGAAAUGCAACGGUUCCUUCAGCAAUUUCAUGCCUAUGCGCGAGUGCUGUAUCUUAUUUCGACCAUCCCUGACCCCAUGGACUCGGAACAUAGGGGUAUCCAGAGACUGUUCUCCAUCGUGCAGUUGUCUGGUGACGAGUUUCUCAUACCAGAUGGAACGUUCCUCCACAACUGUGUAACAGAAUUCCGUCAAGGCAUCGCGGUAAGGGAACAUGCGUCUGGGUAUGCAGCCUCUCGUAGAAAUGCCACCGAGCUACUACAACGAUCCAUUCGAAUGAUCUUGAAAGACAAAGUGUCGGAGAUCGAUGCUAUGUGUUGCAAAUCUCCUGUUUUCUCGCAAUGCUUGCAAUUCUUGAUAUCUGGAGGAUGUCGAAGAGAGAACUGUCCCCAGGAGCAUGUUGCACUAUCGAAAUUGGAUCGUCGGUAUUACAAUAGCCGUGUUGCCAUCCACAUCUGGCAGAUUCUCAUCUUGCAAUUUAUGUAUUCUGCUCACCCACGCAUUGACCGACGCAAUAGCAUGAGGGACUGGCUCAAGCAUCUUUACGAAGCCAUCAAUCCACCCUUCUUCACUCAAGGUUCCCCUGCGGACCUUGACAUGAACCUGAUGCCUCUUCGUCAAGAUGGUAUGAAAGUCGUGAAGCUCUGGAUCCGCGAAUCCUUCUACUCGCUCGACCCAUUCUAUACCCAGGCUCAAUUUUUGACGGUGUUGAUGGGGAUAACCAGUCUAAGUUUCGCUUUCGACAAGAACGACGCACCUCUCUACAUCUCUCGAGCAAAAUGUACGGUCUCCGGACCGCGAGAACUUCUUCGCAAGUGGGACGGCCGUUACAUGGUUCAGGACUUGCUCAGUUCUUACCAAGGAGCUACCAGCACCAGCAUCUCAUCUGGAAUUAUAUAUAUUCUGCAUGUUCUCAAUAAUCGUUUAUAUACCAACCUCUCCGUACUGUGCGAUUGUAUCGAGGAUAUCUGCAGCGCUUUUAUAAUCAAGUACCGAAUGGACCCGAGCUUUAAUAGGUUUCCCCUUCAUAACGUUGUCCUUCCAUGCAACUGGCUGCUGCUUCCCCACAAAUUCACUGCGGAGAAAGAGACUAAUAUGUCUUUGAUGGGCAAGCUUCUUGACGAGAUAGGGAGGCUGGUCGAAGCAUUGCGCGUAGAAGCCGGCAUGGAAUUUCUCUGGUUGAACCAUACAAAAUUUACGCCUAUUAUCCGCAAUGUUUUCAUUUCCCGGAUCUGCAGGGUUCUCUGCCUUAUUGCUCACCACAUCAGGAAUCGCUUAAUGAAAGCCCAAGUAUACAAUAUCAUUCUUGCUCUGCACAAGAAUAACCCUCCUUCGAAUUGGCGUCCAGCUAACUAUCGGAAGCUUGUGGACGACGUGGUCAGGUACAUGACACCCUUGCCGGGACGGACGCCACCCUCAGACGCUUUUCUGCGAGCUCUCCUGGCUUUCGACAACAACAAAGGAGUGAGCAACCUGGUGCAUCUUGUCCACAAAACGAUGAUCCAGGAUACCCGAGUCUAUGUAGUCCGACGGCUCGUAUACGAGAAGAUCAUCGAGAUCCCUCAUCUCCUUUCAUCGUACGCGGUGAUCGCACAGUCUACUCUGAGAGUAGAAGCCCCAGCCUUUGUACCUCGCUCGGGACAUUCCAAGGAUCAACCAGAGGUCAUGCAGCACGACGAGAAAGAGAUAACAGAAUCGGAACCUCAAGAGUUCGAGGGAGAAGAAGAAAAGGAGGAAGACGCCACAGCGAAUGCUGACCCCGAGACCCGUGAUGAAAAGGAGGAAGACGUUACAGCAAAUGCUGAUCCCGAGACCCGUGAUGCCUUGGAGACUUUGGAUGAGGCAGUGUCGUUGCUUGCUCCUGAUCUUGAUGAGUCACUGCGCUCCAACGGACCAUCGGUGGAGGAGGAAAAGGCGGCUUGCAAUAUUCAGAAUGCAUACCGCCGUUACGUUAGACGUCGCUCGAGUCGUGCAGUGAAUGCCGAAAUCGAUGCGAUAUUCAUAACAUGCUUGAAGGAGACGCAGUCCUCUGAAUGGCGUCCGGGUUAUUACAGCUUCCUUUUCCUUGGACCAUUACCCCACCUUCUGGUAUGCCUGGAACGAGGCAUUUCUCUGACUCACGCUACCAAAGCGAAGACGAAAGGCCUUUUCAACAAAGAGUCUCAUGAAAAGCUUGAGGAGUUGGGCAAGCAGAGAAGCGAGAUAGCAGCGCUCCUCAGAAUGGGACUGAGAUUGCGCAAGCAGCUCGAACCUUCCUCACCCGCCCAUCGCGCCCGUGACAUUGGCGCGCUCAUACACGGAGUCCUAGAGGUCAAGGAAUUCAUGCAGAGGGUUCCCGGCAACAUGCAAGAUAUGCAAUCCGACUUUCAAAUGGCCUAUAAAGGCAUUGUUGCAGAGAAAAAGGUUCACGCACCAAAGGAGAAAGAGAAACCUGUUCUGAAUGUCGAGGAUAUCGACGAUUAUUGAUUUGACUUGGUCGAGACCGCCAUUUCGUUUGUGUAUCAUUGUAGUACUAAUUGUACAGUACGUAUUUCCGUAAUGAGUGUGUGCACGAUCGAGAGAACGAACGUUAACGAAAGUGGACAAUACACGGGUUAUUAUCUUAGGCGUUCAUACACACAACCCACUCUAUGUGGGAACUUCCC
Suillus bovinus is the source of this 6923-nucleotide messenger RNA. RefSeq lists its product as uncharacterized. Lineage: Eukaryota; Fungi; Basidiomycota; Agaricomycetes; Boletales; Suillaceae. The transcript has 36 exons. Gene Ontology annotation, molecular function: hydrolase activity; ATP binding; protein binding. The coding region runs from base 181 to 6744 and encodes 2187 amino acids. The record is from RefSeq and is a predicted model, not a curated record.